This is a messenger RNA of Melopsittacus undulatus (budgerigar), 1097 nucleotides long. RefSeq names its product ankyrin repeat domain 37 (gene ANKRD37). Bases 43 to 567 code for a protein of 174 amino acids. The record is from RefSeq and is a predicted model, not a curated record. Gene Ontology annotation, cellular component: nucleus; cytoplasm. NCBI's taxonomy places the organism in Eukaryota, Metazoa, Chordata, Aves, Psittaciformes, Psittaculidae. Gene Ontology annotation, molecular function: protein binding. The transcript has 4 exons.
UGCCGCUGCUGGCAGGGGCGGGAGCUCGGCGAGCGGGCGGUGAUGGUGGUGCUGGGCUGCGGUGCGGAGUCCGGUAGUCUGAGCGGUCUGCUGGAGGCAGGAGCUGCAGUGAAUGCACCUGCAGAUGCCUUUGGUCAGUCUCCAGCUCACCUGGCUGCCUGCGGUGGGGAAGCCUUCUUCCUACUUUGGCAACUGCAGACGGGAGCGAAUUUGAACCAACAGGAUUGCCUUGGAGAAGCCCCGAUUCAUAAAGCAGCAAGAGUUGGGAGUUUGGAAUGUCUUGCUCUGCUUGUUGCGGGUGAUGCCAAAAUUGACUUGUGCAACAACAGCGGACAAACAGCAGCAGACCUGGCCCUGGCUUAUGGCUUUCUGGAAUGUGCCAGGUUCCUCAGGACAACUCAGCACACUCAGACAAUGAAACUGAGAGGGCAGUCUGGCUACUCAGCAAGGGACAACCAUGGCUUGCUGAGAGAGGAUCCAGCUGCACAGAAACAAGAAGGUGAAACCACCAGAUCCACAAGCAGGAAGAGGAGAAGAUCAGGUGGUGUGUAUACUGUUGGUUUAUGACAGUUCAGAAUAGGUUUUGAAUACUCUUUAUCAUUUAAGUAAAUAAACUUGGUGUUGGGUACGUCGCACUUGGAUUUAGAAGCCUGCUCGUAAGGAUCAGCUUGCAUAAGUAUUUAGAGUUAUGGUCUUACCAAAAACCAGACAGUGCAUGGGCAAUGCCAUGGAAAAGAUUACUUUGUGGGGUGAAUAGGGUGGAAUCCCAGGUAAUUUUACUGAUGUAAUGAUAAAGCAGCUACAGAAUUACUCGUUUGUUUGUAUGACAGAUCUGGUCUCCUGAAAAACAGCUUGUUAUCCCAAAAUGAAAUCAAGGGGAAUCUGAAGUCUGAAGAAGCAUGACUAUACUAUACAUGAGCAGCCAGAUGUGUAUGUAUGUGCUGGUACAUUGUCUCCUUCCAAGAAGGACGAAAGCUCGUUUGUUUCUACUUCUUAAAGAAGACUGUUGUGUUGUUGGUGUUACGUUGUUCGGUUGGGUUUUCUCCCCUAGAAUAGUUGUUACUCAUACCGCUAUAAAUAAAUGGAGUAUAUAACAA